Messenger RNA from Dioszegia hungarica, 1194 nucleotides. Its product is annotated as P-loop containing nucleoside triphosphate hydrolase protein. The transcript is spliced from 7 exons. The record is from RefSeq and is a predicted model, not a curated record. Gene Ontology annotation, molecular function: GTP binding; ATP binding; ATP hydrolysis activity. Bases 1 to 1194 code for a protein of 397 amino acids. NCBI's taxonomy places the organism in Eukaryota, Fungi, Basidiomycota, Tremellomycetes, Tremellales, Bulleribasidiaceae. Gene Ontology annotation, cellular component: cytoplasm.
AUGCCCCCUAAGAAGAAGGUAGAAGAAUCCAAGGAGAUCCUCCUCGGCCGGCCAGGGAACAACCUGAAGAUUGGUAUCGUUGGUCUGCCCAACGUCGGAAAAUCCUCCUUCUUCAAUACUCUCUCCAAAUCCGACCUUGGCAAAGCUGCCAACUUCCCAUAUGCCACCAUUGAUCCCGAAGAGGCCCGUAUCCCCGUUCCCGACGAGCGCUUCGACUGGCUCUGCGAGCUCUACAAGCCCAAAUCUCAGGUCCCCGCCUUCCUCACCUGUAUCGAUAUCGCCGGUCUGACCGCUGGUGCUUCCACCGGUGCCGGUCUCGGUAACGCCUUCUUGUCACACGUCCGCGCCGUCGACGGUAUCUUCCAGGUCGUCCGUGCGUUCGAUGACGCCGAGGUCAUCCACGUCGAGGGUGAUGUUGACCCGUUGCGGGACAUGCAGAUCAUCAGUACCGAGUUGAGGCUGAAGGAUAUCGAGUGGGUGGAGAAGGCGCUUGAGGGACACAAGAAGGAGGCGAAGCGAUUGGGGAACAACAGUUUGGCGGACAAGGCCAAGAAGGAGGAGGCCGCUACCGUAGAAAAGCUGUACAACUGGCUCACCGUCGAGGACAAGGAUAUCAGGAAGGGAACAUGGACCAACAAGGAGGUUGAAGUCAUCAACUCCCUUACCCUCCUUACCGCCAAACCCAUCACCUACCUCGUCAACCUCUCCACCGACAACUUUGUCAAGCGGAAGAGCAAGUGGUUGAAGAAGAUCCACGACUGGGUCCAGACCAACAACCCCGGAGACCCCAUCAUCCCCUUCUCGGUCUCUUUGGAGGAGACGCUGGUCGCUAUGAGCGAGGAGGAGAAGGCUGCAGAGGGAGAGAAGCUCGGCCUGCCAAAGGGCAACCCCAGUGCUCUUGGUAAGAUCACCAAGGCCGGGUACUCCAGUCUUCACUUGAUCCGAUACUUCACCUGCGGACCAGAUGAGGUUCGGGCGUGGACGUUGAGGGAUGGGUUGAAGGCGCCUCAGGCUGCCGGUGUCAUCCACUCCGACUUCGAGCAGAAAUUCGUGUGUGGAGAAAUCAUGUCGUUUGAGGAUCUCAAGGAGCACGGGACAGAAGCAGCAGUGAAGGCUGCCGGUGCACAAAGACAACAGGGAAAGACGUAUCUCAUGAAGGAUGGGGAUAUUGCAUACUGGAAGUGCGGACAAUAG